Fukomys damarensis (Damara mole-rat) is the source of this 5514-nucleotide messenger RNA. It is a transcript of the gene Ttll4, whose product is annotated as tubulin tyrosine ligase like 4. NCBI's taxonomy places the organism in Eukaryota, Metazoa, Chordata, Mammalia, Rodentia, Bathyergidae. The transcript is spliced from 19 exons. Gene Ontology annotation, cellular component: cilium. The record is from RefSeq and is a predicted model, not a curated record. The coding region runs from base 643 to 3567 and encodes 974 amino acids. Gene Ontology annotation, molecular function: tubulin-glutamic acid ligase activity; tubulin binding. Gene Ontology annotation, biological process: protein polyglutamylation; microtubule cytoskeleton organization.
AGCUGCUGAUUGGUGUGUCAGCUGAUGGUGGACCCUUUGAACAUCAGAGGGAGCUGGCAGACUCUAAGGAUGCAGCUCGUGCUUCUGAAGGUGUGUGGUACCUUUCCUGAGCCAGGCCAUGAGGCCAUGUGGCCAUAAUGUGGGCCCCUCAUGGCCUCAGUGGGAGCAUAGCAGCACAGUAUUGGCCUCUGCCACAGAAACAACUACAAGCAGAGCUGUUCUUCAGGCACAGUGCCUGCCCCAGCACUUGAGAAGCCCUUGGAGGGUGAAGGCUGGGCUCAGGCCCAUCAGCAGGUGAAGCCAAUCUGGAAGCUGGAGGACAAUCACGUGGAUACGUUGUCAGCAGUGCUACGCCCAGGUGUCUUAGGGAUCCCACUUCAGCCGGCCUAUUUCUUUUGUCCCAGUACUUUAUGUAGCUCUAGCACCACAGCUGUCAUUGCAGGUCAUAGCAACUCCAGUUACCUGCAGUAUCCUCCAGACUUGUCCAGCAGUACCCUGCUGUACCGGCACAAGUCAUACCAGCAACUGGAGUCAUUCUGCUUGCAUUCCAGCCCAUCAGAAAAAAGACCUUUUUCUCUUCCUCAGAAGAGGCUCCCUUUCAGUCUCACUGCCAAUAAAGCCACCUCUUCCACAGUCUUCCCCAUGGCCCAGCCCAUGGCAUCCUCAUCUACAGAACUAUACCUCUCACUGGCAGCAGCUGGGGAAAGCCCUUCAAGGACAAGCCUGGCCCCUGCCAUCUCAGGGAAGAUCACAUCUCCACUGUCUUCCUCCUACAAGCCCAUGUUGAACAACAACUCCUUCAUGUGGCCAAAUAGCACUAAAGUGCCUUUCUUCCAGGCCACAGAGAGCCUAAAACCAGUGUCCUCACCCAAGAUUCAGCCUGUCUCCUGGCAUCAUUCAGGGGAUACUGGAGGCUGUGUACUCCAGCGUGUUGAUCAUAAUGUACCCGAAAGCAAUGGCACUUUCCUAGAUGAUGCCACUGUCCAUAUUACUCCAUCUACCCCUAGGUCCCUCAACACAUCCACCACCAGUGUUGCCUCUUCCCAGUACAACUGGAAUAACUUAGCCACAAGGCCAGAGCUAUACCCCUAUGGCCUGAAUGAUAACUCCAAUUCCCAGGCUCCAGCUAAAGAGGUUCAUUUCACUGAAGCUGUCAGGAGUUUGUCUGAAAAGAGCUUUGAGAAAAAGCCACAGCAAGGCUACGAGCUUGAACAAUCUUGUUUUGUGAACACUAACUUCCAGUGGAGCCUCCUCAACAGGAGCCAGCAGUGGAAACCUGUGGUAGGCCAGCAGUUUCCUCUGGAGGACACUGGAUCAGACAGGAAGAUCUUCCCUGGAGCCUCGGACACUGUGGGGUUGGAUAGUACAGUCUUCUGUACCAAAAGGAUCAGCAUUCACCUCCUUGCCUCACAUGCCAAUGGGCUGAACCCCAGCCCUGCCUGUGGGUCUGUAAUUGACUCCUUACCGGUUGGAGAAGACAAAGUUCCCAUUCCCUCUUCUCUCCUUCAGCCCCUUGGCAUAGCUGAAGUGGCCACCCGCUUCUCUUCCAUCCAUCUAGUCCAGCCUGGGAACGAGGAGCCUAAGGAAGCCAGGGACUCACCUGCUAUUGGUUCAGCUACUGACCUCCAGCCAAACCAGGUAGAGGCUGAAGAUACAGAAGAACUAGUAGAUGGUGUGGAAGACUGCUCCAGCCAUGAUGAGAAUGAAGAGGAGGGGGACUCCGAGUACUCCUCAAGUGCUAUCUCCCCUGGUGAAUCAGUGGCCAAGAUCUCUCGGAGCUGUGUGGAGAUCGUGACCAAAUCUUUGUCCAAUUCUGAGAAAGUUGUCCGGCCAGCCCUCGUCUAUAGUCUCUUCCCCAAUGUUGCCCCUACCAUCUAUUUUGGUACUCGCGAUGAGAGAGUGGAGAAACUUCCCUGGGAGCAGAGGAAGCUGCUUCGGUGGAAAAUGAGCACAGUGACUCCCAACGUCGUCAAGCAGACCAUUGGACGGUCCCACUUCAAAAUCAGCAAGAGAAACGAUGACUGGCUGGGCUGCUGGGGUCACCACAUGAAGUCUUCUAGUUUCCGAACCAUUCGAGAGCAUCAGAAGUUAAACCACUUCCCAGGCUCAUUCCAGAUUGGGAGGAAGGACCGUCUGUGGCGGAACCUGUCUCGAAUGCAGAGCCGCUUUGGCAAAAAGGAGUUCAGUUUCUUUCCCCAGUCCUUCAUCCUGCCCCAGGAUGCCAAGCUCCUACGCAAGGCCUGGGAGAGCAGCCGCCGCCAAAAGUGGAUUGUGAAGCCACCAGCUUCAGCUCGAGGCAUUGGCAUCCAGGUCAUUCACAAGUGGAGUCAGCUCCCCAAGCACAGGCCCCUCCUGGUACAGAGGUAUCUACACAAACCCUACCUCAUCAGCGGCAGCAAGUUUGAUCUGCGGAUUUAUGUUUACGUCACUUCCUAUGAUCCUCUACGGAUUUACCUCUUUUCAGAUGGGCUUGUCCGCUUUGCCAGUUGCAAGUACUCCCCUUCUAUGAAGAGCCUUGGCAACAAGUUCAUGCACCUGACUAAUUACAGUAUCAAUAAAAAGAAUACUGAGUACCAGGCCAAUGCAGAUGAAACAGCUUGCCAGGGCCAUAAAUGGGCACUGAAGGCUUUGUGGAAAUACCUGAGCCAGAAGGGAAUCAAUAGUGACAUUAUCUGGGAGAAGAUAAAGGAUGUUGUCGUUAAAACUAUCAUCUCGUCAGAGCCUUAUGUGACCAGCCUGCUCAAGAUGUAUGUCCGGCGGCCCUACAGCUGCCAUGAGCUCUUCGGUUUUGAUAUCAUGCUGGAUGAGAAACUCAAGCCUUGGGUCCUGGAGGUCAACAUUUCCCCCAGCCUCCACUCCAACUCUCCCUUGGACAUCAGUAUCAAAGGCCAGAUGAUCCGUGACCUUCUGAAUCUGGCGGGAUUCGUUCUGCCCAACGCAGAGGAUAUCAGUUCCAACCCUAGCAGUUCCAGCACCUCCCCUACCAGCUCUCCCAGGGACAAAUGUCAGAUGGCUCCCGAGUAUUUCACUGCACAGAAGAUGAAGAAAGCCUAUUACCUGGCCCAGAAAAUUCCUGACCAGGACUUUUAUGCAUCUGUGCUGGACAUCCUGAUGCCAGAUGAUGUUCGCAUUCUGGUGGAGAUGGAGGAUGAGUUUUCUCGUCGUGGUCAAUUUGAACGAAUAUUUCCUUCUCGAAUCUCUUCUCGCUAUCUCCGCUUUUUUGAGCAGCCACGAUAUUUCAACAUUCUGACCACCCAGUGGGAACAGAAGUACCAUAGCAAUAAGCUCAAAGGAGUGGAUCUGCUUCGGAGUUGGUGCUACAAAGGGUUCCACACAGGGGUCGUCUGUGACUCUGCUCCACUGUGGUCUCUGCCGACCUCACUUCUGACUGCCCCAAAGAAUGAUGGGAUGCUCAGUGCCUUUAGCAAACUGGACACUGGCAAGCUGGGGAAACCCACUUCUUCAAAGGAUAGUGAGGAUACCAGCAAAGAACACAUCCUCUCCACCCAGACAUUACCCAUGAUCAAAUACUCUAGGAAGACUGUGAGACUUUCAACUCCCUCCUAGCUGCUGUGAGCCGGUGACUGGCUGCCACCACAUGGCCUGCCCAGGAGCACCAGCAUCAGCUACCUCAUGGGAACUGCCUGCUGACCAGCCUAAACCCCUACCCCUUCACCUUGCCCUCAUCAGAGUAUUUUUUGAAGUGGUUGUGUUGCAGAAAUGGGCAUUUGGAGGGCUGGAGGGGUGAGGUGAUGGAGAGCAGGUGAGGAAAGCUCAUUCUCUGUCACUUGUUGCCUGGCUGUGUACCUCAUAUCUCAGUAGAGAAGCCAGUGUUGGCCAAGCAGCCUUAUAAAGCAGGGUUUGGUUUCUAACUUCACAGAGCCAUGUGUGUUUGUUUUAGGCCCUGAUACAAUGGGUGAGUUAUAGUUUAAGAGGAAAAAAAAAAUAUGCUGGUGUGUUUGUCUGGAAGUCCUGUGUUCUGUAGCUGAGGAGUUUCUCUGAAGGUCCUCAUUUCCUCAGGUCUCCUCUCCCCAACUGCCUACCUCCUUUCCUGAGGAGCCACUUUCAAAAUCUCAGGUGUCCUCAGGAGAUAGGCAGGAGAAGACAUGACAUGCUGAACCCACUUGACGUCUUAGUUUUGGAGGGCUCCUGUCCUCUGAACCAUUUUUCCUUUUGUACACUCACCCAGCCAAUAGCCCUAGGUCUUGCUGUUCUGGUCUCAUGUCACUCCUUGUCCACCCUUCUGCUUUCUUUCUCAUGUCUGUCCAGCUGAGCCUCCUGUGAGAAGUUCUGUGAACUUGGUGAAUUUCCCAUGGCUUUAGAGGAGGACCCCUGGGGCUUUCUGCUGAUAUGGUCUAGGUCCACAUGUCACAGGACACAUCCAGGGGGAGUGGGCAGGAGCUAUGGCUUCCCCUCAACACAGAGGAAGUCUCAUUCUCUUUUACAGCUGGCAGGCUCUGGUGGCCUGGCAGGGGCAUUCCAGGACAGUCACUUGUAAUACUGGCUUCUAGUCAGAUCUCUGACGAACCUCAUAAUCACUUUAGUAAAUAUGACUGUUGAAUAAAUGUCAAACAGGUGAACUCUAUAUGCAAAGACCUUUAAGAAUAAGAGUACCUGAACCACUAGCUCUGCUUUUCUUUUCCCUGGGGGAAAGUAGAGCUUGAGGAGAAGCACAAGAUAUGGAAACAUAAAGUGGCUGAUUUCACUUGCGCUGUGCUCUUCCUUCACCCAGCACUUCCCAGUGGCUGCUUGCCUCCUCCUCAGUUCUUGCCAUCCCUUUAGUUAGUUUUUCUGGCAGUACAACAUACAAGAAGUCACUCGGUUCCACAUCUCUCAUAUGCACAUUUUGCACAUCAAGCAGGAAGCUCAACUACAGUCCUACCCUGGCCUUUAGUUGUCCUUGUUCUUCUGGGCUUUGGAAAGAUAAGCUCCCUAGCUUUGUGGCUUCUGGAGUUCUGUGAUAUGUUGGAGAGGUUUGACUGAGUUCAAGGCCGGAGUUCUGCCCAGUCCUAAGGCUGUGUUGACAGUGAAGAAAGGUUGGCAAGGUCCGAGGCUUCAAAGUUCGGCCAAAGUGGGAGAGGUCUUUGGCAUCCUGGUAAAUCUGUUUUGAUAUCACCACCGUGCACUCCUUUCUGGGUGCAGCCAUCUCAUGCAGGUGUGGGUAAGGGAAGAAGCAGCCUCCCUAAGAGAAUCCCAGCUCUACCCAGCAGCCUGCUUGUCGCUGGCCUUCUGGUUUGAGGCCUAGCGGAGCGAGGUUCCUUCUUGGAAACCAGCUUCCGUUCCUUUACUUGACUUCUGAGAGUCCUGAAGAGCACAGCCAGUCCAUUUUCAUCCCUGUAACGAGAGAGGAACCAGCAUUCUAGCACGGUGGGGUUGAGGGAGGAGGAGAGGACUUAGGAAAUGAGUGAUGAAAAUACAGUGCCCUUAGUAGUUUAAAAUGUCUAUUCACUGUGCUUUUUGUUUUGAUGGUACUGGAGAUAGACUUGGCACUGAACCCCAGCUCUUUUUUUUUUU